Toxoplasma gondii ME49 is the source of this 807-nucleotide messenger RNA. RefSeq lists its product as hypothetical. The transcript has 4 exons. Lineage: Eukaryota; Apicomplexa; Conoidasida; Eucoccidiorida; Sarcocystidae. The record is from RefSeq and is a predicted model, not a curated record. The coding region runs from base 1 to 807 and encodes 268 amino acids.
AUGGAUCCUGUUUGUCCCCAUUCACCUGCUCCCAAACAUAUCUGGUUGAAAGGCGACACACUGGGAGUGAUGAGUACGGACAACUGCAUUUCUGUUUGGAGGCUCGGUAAGGGAGCUCCUGCGCUUCUAAGCACUGAAAAAGUAGAAGCGUCCUGCACUGAAGAUGAUACCAUAGUCGUCAAGUCUAUAACAGGAGCCAAGGACGGUAGCAGGAUCAGCUUCAUCUUACAGCGGAGGAAACAGAAAAAUUACCGGCCCGACAGCGCACAGAACCUCACUCUAGACGAGCGCGGUAAUCUGCCUGUUCCGCUCGCUGAGGACACUUCAGCAGAGUGCGUGACUGAGGAAAGCGCCGAGGAAGCCCUGGGAAUAUUCGACGUUUCAACGACUAACUUCUGGAUAUACGGCCUCGAAAUACUGAGAGGCACCAAGCUAACGUUCCAUCAGUGGGAUGAACGGGAUGUCCGUCUGCUGGUAUGCUGUGUGUGGCGGCCGGAAAACCCACCUGUCGCCGACCCACUGCAAGACAAAAGAGGCUCUCCUCGCUUGCGGCAAAUGAACAGCAGAUCUCGACCUUAUAUCGUGACAUUCUUUAUCGACCAUGAUGGACGGUUGGCCGAACAGGUGAGAUCACCUAGAGACAGCGGUUGCGUAGAGGUUUUUUCUCACACACUGCUUACGCCAGCAAGCCAGACAGGAGUUAUUUCAAGUCUGCUGUUAGGAGCUCCACUCACAUGUCUUCGGACAUAUGAGUUUGGCAGUCGCUGCAACGCCCAACGGAACCUCUCUUCACCAUCUUCCUACUGA